Panonychus citri (citrus red mite) is the source of this 3758-nucleotide messenger RNA. It is a transcript of the gene Fs(2)Ket, whose product is annotated as importin subunit beta-1-like. Bases 237 to 2861 code for a protein of 874 amino acids. Gene Ontology annotation, molecular function: nuclear import signal receptor activity; small GTPase binding. Lineage: Eukaryota; Metazoa; Arthropoda; Arachnida; Trombidiformes; Tetranychidae. Gene Ontology annotation, cellular component: nucleus; cytoplasm. The record is from RefSeq and is a predicted model, not a curated record. The transcript is spliced from 4 exons. Gene Ontology annotation, biological process: protein import into nucleus.
AAGAAAAAGCCAAAAGCAAAUAGUUGAUAUUCUCAUAACCAGAUGGCUGUACUUACGUUUUUCUCUCCAUCGACUUACCGGUUUCCGCCACAACAUUUUCUGUGGAAAGGUUUUAUUAUUAUUGUUUCAAUUUAAUUAAUUUUCUCACUUUGAUUUAUUCCAAUAACAAUUAACACUGUCACCCGUUCUACUCACCAAUACAACCUUAAAUUGUGCCAACAUACUGGAGAUACACAAUGGAUUUAAUAACCAUUUUGGGUAAAACUAUAUCACCUGAUCCAAAUGAGCUCCAAGCAGCUGAAAGAUUCCUCGAACAAGCGGCUCUUACUAAUUUUGCUGAGUUUCUAAAAGCCUUAUCAGAUGUAAUCGUCAAUGUUAAUAAUGACCGAAACGCUCGGACAGCCGCUGGUUUGCAACUCAAAAAUGCCCUCACUUCAAAAGAUCCAGACUUAAGAACGCAAUACCAAAUUAGAUGGUUGAAUCUUCCCGAAGAUGUCCGAAUCUAUGUCAAAAGAAAUGUUGUUAAUACACUUGGUACUGAGUCAAGUCGACCCUCAUCCGCGGCACAAUGUGUUGCCUACAUAGCUAUAGCUGAAUUACCACAUAAAAUGUGGCCUGAUUUGAUCGGUAUAUUAACUCAAAAUGUCACCAAUCCAUCUAGUACGGAAAUGAUGAAAGGAUCAACUCUGGAAGCAAUCGGCUAUAUCUGUCAAGAUAUUGAUCCCGAAGUGCUUGUGUCUCAGUCCAAUGAAAUUUUAACAGCCAUAGUCCACGGAAUGAGGAAAGAAGAAACCAAUACACAUGUUAAAUUAGCUGCAACAAACGCACUUCUCAACUCAUUAGAGUUUACCAAAGCCAAUUUUGAUAAAGAUUCAGAAAGACAUUUUAUAAUGCAAGUUGUUUGUGAAGCAACACAGUCAGAAAAUAUGCAGGUCAAAGUAGCUGCACUUCAGUGCUUAGUGAAAAUAAUGUCAUUGUAUUAUCAAUAUAUGGAGCACUAUAUGGGUCCAGCACUAUUUGCCAUUACAAUGGACGCGAUGAAAAGUGAUAUAGAUGAGGUAGCACUUCAAGGUAUUGAAUUUUGGUCAAAUGUUUGUGACGAAGAGGUUGACUUAUCAAUAGAAGCCUCCGAAGCAAGCGAAAGAGGCCGUCCACCAACUCGAACUUCGCGAUUUUACGCAAAAGGUGCACUCCAAUACCUAGUUCCAAUUUUGAUGCAAACUUUAACAAAACAAGAAGACGGAGAUGAUGACGAUGAAUGGGUACCAUGUAAAGCAGCAGGAGUUUGUUUAAUGCUCAUGGCAAGUUGCUGUGAAGAUGAUAUAAUUCCUCAUGUACUGCCUUUUGUUAAAGAUAAUAUCAAAAAUCAUGAUUGGAGACUCCGAGAUGCUGCGGUUAUGGCGUUCGGAUCCAUUUUAGAAGGUCCUGAUCCAACCAAUUUAAAACCAAUUGUUGAACAAGCAUUACCAACUUUAAUAGAGCUCAUGGAAGAUGGUUGUGUUGUUGUUAGAGACACAGUCGCCUGGACUAUCGGAAGAAUUUGUGAAUUAAUUCCUGAAGCUGUUCUGGGUAACUCGCUUGAUGCACUUAUUAGUACUCUUCUUAAAGGUUUGCAUGCUGAGCCAAGGGUGACAGCAAAUGUAUGCUGGGCAUUCAAUUCUCUCGCUGAAGCGGCAUACGAUGAAGGUAGUGAGGGUCAAGAACCACAAACCUAUGUUUUAUCCAAAUAUUUCGAUUAUAUUGUCACCGAACUACUAAAAACAACAGAAAGACCUGAUGCCGGUCAAGCUAACCUAAGAUCAGCGGCUUAUGAAGCUUUAAUGGAAUUGAUUAAGAAUAGUACAACCGACUGUUAUCCUUAUGUUCAGAGAGUAUCAACCAUCGUUCUGGGUCGACUUCAACAAAUCCUCCGCUAUGAGUACCAAUCUGGUGCUAUCAGUAAUAGCAACGAUAGAGCUAUUUACAGUGAGCUUCAGUCAUUACUAUGUGCAACUCUUCAAGCAGCCCUGAGAAAAUUAAAACCAGAAGAUGCUCCUCAGAUCUCGGAUGCCAUCAUGACAGCCCUUCUCCAAAUGUUUAGCUCAUCUGUUAAAACAGGCGGUGUUCAAGAAGAUGCCCUCAUGGCUGUUGGUACCUUGGUCGAAGUGCUAGGUGAAGGUUUUCUCAAAUAUAUGGAUGCGUUUACACCUUUCCUGGCCUUGGGUCUUAAAAACUUUCAAGAAUAUCAAGUGUGCAACGCUGCAGUUGGACUUGUUGGUGAUAUCUGUCGAGCAGUCGGAGGUAAAAUCUUGCCUUAUUGUGAUCAAAUUAUGCUUCAAUUAUUAGAAAAUCUCUCAAAUGAAGGUUUACACCGAAGUGUAAAACCUCAAAUUUUAAGCGUAUUUGGAGAUAUCGCACUGGCUGUUGGACCUGAAUUUAAAAAAUAUUUACCAGUAGUUUUAUCAACUCUAGCAAGAGCAUCUCAAGUUCAAGUGGAUCGAAAUGAUUAUGAUUUAGUAGAUUACAUGAAUGAGUUAAGAGAAAAUUGUCUCGAAGCUUAUACUGGAAUCGUCCAAGGAUUAAAAGGAGAUAAAGAACAACCGAAUCCCGAUGUUAAUUUGCUCAGUGAACAUGUUUCUCAUAUGGUUCAAUUCAUAAUGGUUGUCGCAUCAGAUACUGAGAUAACUGAUAAUCUAGUGGCUGCGUGUGCUGGUUUGAUAGGUGAUUUAUGUUCUGCUUUCGGUAAUGCGGUUGUCCAAGUCCUGGACAAUGAAGUAAUUCAUCAGUUACUUGCUAAAGGAAAACAUUCAAAAACAUCAAAGACAAGAUUACUUUCUACUUGGGCUAUAAAAGAAAUUCGUAAACCCAAAAUGCCCAUGUAAUAAUAUCUCUCUUCCUGAUAAACAAAAAAUGAAAAACUUUAUUUCUGAUGCGAUCGAAAUUAAAAUAAACUCAACCUUCACUCAAUCACACACAUACAUAAACACAUACACACACCAUCACCAAAUCCACAAAACCAACCACUCCACCACCAUACAUGCCACAACCACAGUCACCAAAACAAUUACCACCACAACCACAACCACAACCACAACACCAACAACCAACCACCACCAACACCACCACAACCGCUAUAAACAACAACAACAACAACAACAAGAAACAAUUGUAACAACAUUAUAAUGAAAAGAAUGCUAAAUAAUGUUGGUGAUGAUGAUAAAUCAAUUUGUUUUUGAUUAAAUCAAAUGAGCGGUACUUUUGGUGAUUCUGUUGAUAUAAAUAAAUAUGUUUGUUAAUUGUGAGAAAGUUAACUAAUCAACAAUCAAACCAAAUGAUACGAAAUAACUUUUCACUUUGUAAACAAUUAGUUUCCUGAUUGUUAAUACAUUUAAAUGAAGCAUGAAAUUGGAGCCAAGAAAAUCCAAGAUCAAGUAUAAUAAUAACUACGAGCCAUAUUCACGAACCGAGAUUAAGUAUAAUUAAUUAAUAUCAAAUUGAAUUGAUUCAAUUCCUAAUUUUUUUAUUUCACAAAAUGUAAAUCAAAUCAAAUUUCGCAGCUUUUUUUUUGUUAGAUAUAUAAAUGUAAACAAUUAAUUUAAUCUCGGUUGGUUAACAUGGGCCUUAGUUAAUUAUCAAUGAUUUUUAAAAACAUGAAAAAAAAACAGAUCAAACUGAUUUAUGACUAAUUUUUAAUUCAGUUAAAGGUUCGGCCAAUGAUCUUUAUCAUUGAGAAUCAGUUGAUUAAUCCUUAACAAUAAUAAUAAAUAUAUUUAACUUAA